Molecule: messenger RNA, 1630 nt
Organism: Scophthalmus maximus (turbot)
Lineage: Eukaryota; Metazoa; Chordata; Actinopteri; Pleuronectiformes; Scophthalmidae
Product: zinc finger protein 135
Exons: 2
Coding region: 86-919 (277 amino acids)
Biological process (GO): regulation of transcription by RNA polymerase II
Molecular function (GO): RNA polymerase II cis-regulatory region sequence-specific DNA binding; DNA-binding transcription factor activity, RNA polymerase II-specific
Source: RefSeq, a predicted model, not a curated record
AGGCAGAACGUUGGAGCCUGGAGCCACACAGAGCCGAGCUCGUCAUCUUGUUGUUGUCGGGAGAAGUCGUGCGUCCUGCGCGACGAUGUGUAAGAUCCGAGCUCUGCGGGCGCUGGUGGACCAGCGGCUGGGCGCGGCGGUGGAGGAGAUCUUCAGGCUGUUCGAGGCGACGCUGGCGGAGUACGAGGAGGAGAUCGAGAGGCAGCGCGGUCUGCUGGAGGCGGCGGCGGAGCGGCCCGUCAACAAGGCGGAGGUUGCACCACUGUUGACAGUUAAACAAGAGGCCCCCUCUGAGCAACAGGGGGCAGCAGAGCCCCUGUACAUUAAAGAGGAAGAGGAAGAAUUCUGGAGGAGUCAGGAAGGACCGCAGCGGCAAGGACCGGAGGAGGACGACAUGGCCAUGGUCCCAUUGGUUGCUGUCUCUGCUAAGAUGGAAGGCGGUGAAGAGAAAGCUCAGGAGAACCGAGAGGCGGAGCCUGCAGCCAGCAGCUCGGAGCAGCAGAUGGAGGCCGACUCUUCUGAGUCUGAGACUGAGUGCAGUGACGACGAUGCGAAGGCGACCAGUGAACCUCAGCGAGGUGCAACUUUUGUCAAACAAAACGAAGUCCAUAUCAUCGUGGAAAAAUGUCUCUGCAACAUUGGCAGGAAAAUGUACAGGUGCUCCGAGUGUAAUAAAAGGUUCAGCCUGAAGGGAUCUCUGCAGAGACACAUCAGAGUUCAUACAGGAGAGAAACCAUUCCCCUGCACGGUGUGCGGAAAGAAAUUUGGCCGGAAACAGCAUUUGCAGGAACAUUUGAUCAUCCACACAGGAGAGCGACCGUUCAGUUGUUCGGUGUGCGGCAAAAAGUUCCGUUACAAGGCGGGCAUGAGGAAGCACAUGAGAACACACGAGUGUAACUGUGGAGACAUUCACACGUGACGGCUCACGCGGGUUUAUCCUGAUCGGCCUCUCCUCCCUCACAUCUGACUCUGUGGCUCAGAUGCAGACUGAAUAUGUACAUCUCAGUUUCUUUGUUAACGUGUUGGAUGUGAAAAGUUCAUUCUUGUCCUUGGAAACACAAAUUACCUUCAUGAUUAAUUUACUAUCAUUUUCCCAAUGGUGAACAAAUAGUUUCUUGCCGAGCUAACUAAGAAAACUCCAACCUGAUGACCAUGAGUGGGAGGUCAAAAGCUCCAGAAAGAGCUGUUGACUUGAGUUAACGUUAUUUUGUUUUUGCUUCAUAUUCUGUUAAAAUGUGAUCCGAGACAAAUUGCCUUGUCAUGUCUUCAGCUUUUACUUUUUACAUUUAACUUUUUACGUUUGACUUCUAUCAUUGUCUGUUUGAAUGUACAUUUCCCGAAGGUGAAAUGUCAGUUAGUGAACAGGGAUUCAUGCUGUGAUGAUUUAAGAGAAAGAUAAAUUACUGAUCAUUUUUGAAUACCAUGUCAAAUUACAGAUGAUCCGACAGGACGCAGAUUUUAUCUUUAUAUUGUGAACUGCAGGUUUUUUUCUCCACACGUUUGGACAGCUGUUUGGGUUUUUUUUAUCCGGAAAGUAUCAAAACGACAAGUACACGCGAGUGCCUGGUAUUACGAACUAUUACUGCAUGAUGCACUAAAAUUUGUAUUCCAAUAAAAUAGUUGCAAUCAA